AUGGAGGAGUCGAGCAUGAAUCCGAAGCCAGCACCGCACCCUGGGUCCGUAGAGAAAACCCCAUGCUCCGGGGAAGGGAUAGACCCAGGCAAUAUUGAUCACCAGCUAAGAGUACUAAAUGGCGCUCUCUCGGUGGGCUUCUGUUUGCGACAACAUGCAAUUCCUUACGCGGAAAUCGCAUGGUUCGGGCCCUCCGUCCGUCCCAAGGCCCCUCUAUGUAAGUUUGAGAACGUUCCCGCCAAGUGGAUGCCCUUUUUUGCCCUCUUCGCUUUCGACGGGCUCGCUCGCUCUCAGCAGAGCAAGCAUGCCAUGUCUAUCUUAUCACCCAGGGCCAAGCCCAAGCCAAAGAGAACGAGGCGCAAAGGCAACGCAUCAGACUGUGCGCCAUGGCGCGUCGUUGAGAGAGAUGGAGGAGCCCUGGGAGCAUCUAGCACGACGGCUGCCACGAGCGAAUUGUCAAUCCAAAACCGUGGAGAGGGACUUGCGGGCUGCCUCUGCGAGCUCCAGAAGGAACGAGACGGUAGUGUUCCAACGCCGCUCCAGUGCUCCACGGUUCGGGGCUCCGUUUUGUCGAUCUGGGGUGGCCCCCGUCGUUGGGACUUGGCUCUUUUGAUCGUUAGGUCCCCUGAUAUUCAGCUGGGACAGCACAGCUGA
Messenger RNA from Colletotrichum lupini, 654 nucleotides. RefSeq lists its product as uncharacterized. The transcript is spliced from 5 exons. Bases 1 to 654 code for a protein of 217 amino acids. The record is from RefSeq and is a predicted model, not a curated record. NCBI's taxonomy places the organism in Eukaryota, Fungi, Ascomycota, Sordariomycetes, Glomerellales, Glomerellaceae.